Letharia columbiana is the source of this 1521-nucleotide messenger RNA. RefSeq lists its product as uncharacterized. Gene Ontology annotation, biological process: ammonium transmembrane transport. Gene Ontology annotation, cellular component: plasma membrane. The transcript has 5 exons. Gene Ontology annotation, molecular function: ammonium channel activity. The record is from RefSeq and is a predicted model, not a curated record. The coding region runs from base 1 to 1521 and encodes 506 amino acids. Lineage: Eukaryota; Fungi; Ascomycota; Lecanoromycetes; Lecanorales; Parmeliaceae.
AUGUCGGGUCCUGUGGUGGAAGGGGUUGACUUGAACGCUCUCAAUUACACCUCCCUCGUCCCAUACAAUGAAUCCAUACCCACCGGCGGAAACUCCCUUACUCAGGAUCUUAAUGUUCACUAUGAUGCCGGCGAUAUCGCUUGGAUGCUCACGUCCACCGCUCUCGUCUUACUCAUGAUUCCGGGCGUUGGCUUCUUCUACUCUGGACUCGCGCGAAGGAAAUCCGCGCUCUCCCUGAUAUGGCUCUCGAUGAUGGCUACUGCUGUCACCUCAUUCCAGUGGUUCUUCUGGGGCUACUCUCUCACUUUCUCACACUCGGCUGGAAAGUUCAUCGGAGACCUCGAAAACAUUGGCUUUAGGAAUACGUUGGCAGCACCGUCCGUUGGCAGCCCCAGGAUCCCGGAUCUUAUGUUCGCCGUGUACCAGGGCAUGUUUGCCGCUAUUACCGUAGCUCUCGCCGUUGGUGCUGUUGCCGAGAGAGGCCGUAUGCUUCCCUGCGUUAUUUUCAUGCUGGUCUGGGCCACUCUCAUCUAUGACCCGAUUGCUUGCUGGACGUGGAAUCCUCAUGGGUGGGUAGCGUCUAUGGGUGGUCUCGACUUUGCUGGUGGCACCCCUGUGCAUAUCUCAUCCGGAUCCGCUGCUCUAGCAUAUUCGCUUAUGCUUGGAAAGAGAAGGGGACAUGGGACCCAUGAGUUGAACUUCCGACCCCACAACGUGACUCAAGUCAUCAUCGGAACGGUCUUUCUAUGGGUUGGAUGGUUCGGCUUCAACGCCGGUUCGGCCUUGAGUGCAAGCAUGCGUGCUGUCAUGGCCGCUGUUGUUACCAAUCUCGCCGCUUCCGUUGGAGGAGUGACGUGGUGCCUGCUGGAUUACAGACUCGAAAGGAAAUGGUCGGCUGUCGGAUUCUGUUCUGGAGUCGUUGCAGGCCUGGUUGCGAUCACUCCAGGAUCCGGAUACGUGCCUGCUUGGUCCGCUGUGAUAUACGGGAUUCUUGCAGGAUCCGCGUGUAAUUACGGUACGAAGAUCAAGUUUCUCCUAGGCAUCGACGAUGCUUUGGAUAUCUUCGCUGUGCAUGCCAUUGGCGGGCUCGUCGGCAACCUCUGCACAGGCUUCUUUGCAGCUGAUUACAUAGCACAUCUGGACGGCUUCACCGUGAUUCCUGGGGGAUGGCUCAAUCACCACUGGAUCCAGCUCGCCUACCAACUCGCUGACUCUGUCUCCGGUUUCGCCUACUCGUUCGGCGGUACAUGUAUCAUCCUAUUCCUUAUGAACCUCAUCCCAGGCCUACGACUACGUGCAAGUGAAGAAGCUGAGGUCCUCGGUAUGGACGAUGCCGAGAUUGGCGAGUUUGCCUACGAUUACGUUGAGCUUACGCGAGACGUCCUCAACGGCGAUGCAUUGGUUGACGAAAGCGAGUCAAAGUAUUCUGGCGAUCAAGAUUCCCCAAUGGGUCGUGGUCAUGAGAAGAACUUUUCUACCUCUUCUGAUGAGAUCCCCAUGAAGAUACGCCAGCGGCCGUGA